Dendrobium catenatum is the source of this 3304-nucleotide messenger RNA. RefSeq lists its product as uncharacterized. The transcript has 8 exons. The coding region runs from base 207 to 3125 and encodes 972 amino acids. NCBI's taxonomy places the organism in Eukaryota, Viridiplantae, Streptophyta, Magnoliopsida, Asparagales, Orchidaceae. The record is from RefSeq and is a predicted model, not a curated record.
CCUUUUCCCUCUCUACGUUUGCAAGCCAAGAUCGGUCCUCACCACGAUAUUUCCCUUGCAGGCAAGCUUACGGCGAGCUAGCUUUUGUUCCAGAUCUAUGAACUUUGGUUGUCUUUUGGUUGUUUGGCUUCCUGCCAACCCGGCCUUUCUAGAUUGCGUUUCACAAGUGGCGAUCUGAUUGAGAGUAGGUGCUUCCAGGAUUAAGUAUGGCUCGCAGAUCACUUUAUCAGAAUGGUGGAACCGUAUGUCAUGGACAAGAUGGUUCCAAGUUAGCUGAUCACAACUCAAUGAGCCAUAAUCAGUCUAGUGGCUACAUCUCGAACCCCCGCAGGUCAUUGAGGCUCAAAGUAGCUGCUGCAUACGAAGUAGAAUCUGCAAUUCCUGACAUUUUGAGUUUGAAACAUCAGCAGGAGACUGGUGCACAUACAUGUGUUUUAUCACCCAAGCAGGUUAAAGUUGAAAGCCCAUUGUAUGAAAAAAGCCAUGGACCGCUAAAGCAAAAAAAUAAUUUUGUUGAUAUCACAGACAGCGAGGAUGAAAGCUGCACCAGUAUUACCUUGAUGGAUCUGCUGACAAUGUGCAAAAGUAAAAAACGUAAGGCAUCUGAGGGUAGUGGACAAGCAAAUGUUGAUAUUCUAGAACAUAAUAAUGACCCUAUGAUGGUAAAAGAAGAAGAUCCGGAGCUAGAUGAGAAAAUUAGUAGUUUUAAAAUAAAGAAGGCAAAGUCAUCGCCUACCAGUGAAAAAUUAAACAAAUAUACUGAAUCCACUCUACAUUCUUCACCGCCUGAGAAGAAUACAUUGCAGACAUUUCCCCUGGCUUCAGUAGCUCCAAUGAGUGGGCUAGACGAAGCAAUUAUUGAAGAUGCAAUUUCUAAAGAGCUCUCACUGGAUUCUGAAUAUGGUUUGGGGCUUAAGAAAGAAAGUGUUGAUGCGAAGAUGAAAGAAAUUGCUGAGCAGAGCCCUCUUUCUGUAGGAACUUCUGCAGCUUCUGUCAUCAAGGAGGAGGUCAUUGAAACUUGUUUGGUUAUGUCAGAUGAUGAAAACUCGAUGAUGAAUUCUAACACUGUAUUGGUCAACAAAUGUGAUUUUGAUAAAAAAUAUAUAGGGGAAUUGCUUGAUAAGGUUAGUGAAAGAGUGGAUUUGGAGCAGCCUGAGAACGUUAUAAGCAACAUAAUGGAUCCAUUUCUUAGAGAUAUUAUAAGACAAUGCAAGCAUGAUUUUUCUUCAUCUUCACCUACAUUAGAGAACUUCCAAUUCCCCAGUCAUGAUGUAAAAAAUGUCAAGAAUGAACAUCUGGUAGUUGGCUCUACAAAGUGUGAUAACACUGCUCCUAAUGCUGGUUUAAUGACAAUGUUUAAGCAUCACAGAAACUUACCUACCGAAGUGAUUCAGAAGGAAGACCAACAGGGAUUGCAACUUGAAGAAUUAAUGCCGUCUGAUAAAAGAGAUCUGCAUCUCACUUUAGCUGAAAGUUCUACAGAAUUCAUUGAAUCUGAUGGCGAGAAGUUGAAGUGUUUCUUAGAAAAUAAUAGUUGGUUGGUUAAGAAUAGGAGAAGCAGUUUUUCAGAUACGUCUUUCAUUGAAAGAAUAGUUUCAUUCGUGACUGAAUGUAAGACUUCUUAUAGUUGUGAUAAUUUUGAUGAGCCAACUGAUGAUUCUGGCGUUUCUUUAAGCUUGGAAAACCAUGAUGAUUUUGUAGGUGGAUUGAAUCAUGAUAGCAUAGAUAAAAAUAACUGUUUAGGUGCCAGUCAUAGCCACAAAAGCUUGGAUGUAGUAAACGAUGGUGGAUGCAGUAUGGUAAGUGAGAAUUCAAGUGAGUUGAUGAGCCAAUCUGUGCAACCUUUAUCAAGCUUUGUCCUCUCACAAAUAGAUCACAGCAUCUUGUCCAAUGACACUCUUGUAUCAGUUGAUGCUCCUUGUUCGAUAACAGAGGCUGGAUCUGCCUAUCUAAACCCAAUAUGUGAAAAUGGAAAGCAAGCUUCUUAUUAUGAUGGAGACUCUCUAGGCGGUCUCACGAGAAUAGAUGCUGAUGGAUGGGUUCCUCAGACAGACAAGUUGCUGCCUUCAUCACAAGCACACAAAUUAAACAGAUGCUUAGAAAGAAAGCCAUGCGGUGCAAAGGUCUCUGAUUUGACUGAUGCAGUGAGACCUUCUGGGCAAAUCGUUUGCCCUUGUCCUGUCUCCCAACUACAUGAGACUACAGCCAGCACCCAGCUCCUGGUAAAAGAUGGUUUAUCAAAGUCUGCAGCUGUCAUGGAUGCUAUUGCAGAUUUCCCUAUCAGCUCUUGUUUGGAGUCCUCUGCUCAAAUUUGUGUAGAGAGGCUGAUAAAUAUGCAGACAACCGAGAUACAAAUGGCGGAUACAAAGUUUGGAGGCCAACUUUGCAUGGAAGUAGAACAUUCUCCUAAAAAGCUUUUGUCAAAUAGAAAGGAGAUAUCUCCAAAUUCACAGGAAAAACUUCUCCGGGCUUUAAAUAAUGGGGGUUUAGAUGAUGUCGUCAAACUCUCCAAUUGUAUGAAGAAGCUUUGCUUUGAUAAAGGAGCUGCUAAGAAGCCAUUAUCAUCAUUUCUAGAUGACGGGGAAACAUUUCUUGAGGCAGAGCGGAUGAUCAAGAAGCCAAAGAUCAUGAAUGAAUCCCUUCCUGAGAUUACUAAAGGAAUUCUCAAGUCACCAGAUACUAUUUGCUGCAACCCCUGUUUCUCAAAGAACUCAUCAAUCCAUGAUGCCAUACUGUUCUCUCAACGACAGAUGCAAGAUACAGAAAACAUUGCAACAAAGCUUUUAAAAGGAUUAAAUAGUUUGAAGAGCAUUGUAGAAGGGACAAUAUGUACAGAGGGGCCAACUUUAUCUCCGUCGAAAUUGAACUUUGAUGAGAUUAGAUUAGCUACAAAGCAUGCUUCAAAACUCGAAGUAACAACAAAGAAGUGGCUAGCAAUGAUGGCAAAAGAUUGCACCCGUUUUUGUAAAAUAAUGAGAUUAGCAGAGAACAAAUUGGUGUCCCCCGUACAUGAUCUUCACAAAGGAAGGAAGAAGGUAACCUUUGCUGAUGAGGCUGGUGGUCCUCUUUGCCAGAUCAAGGUCUAUGAGCAGCAACCAGUUUCUCUCAUCUAUCCCAAAAGCUAGAUCCAAUCUUUACUGGCAUGCUUGAAAGGUGUGCAAUCUUCUUUGGAAAAUCUUUUUGACUAAAUGAUUGCGAGGCUUUGUAUCGUGCAACUGUGUAAUGAUUUGAUUUUUGAUCUUGUUUACCUAAAUCCCUGCAAUAAUGAUUUGAGAAUGUGGCUAAUGCAAGGCAUUCGAUUGGA